UGUAGAAAAACAGUUGAGACGUCCACGCACUGUCAACAGCGCAGAGUGAGCAGACAGGAACAGCACUGUGAGCGAGGACUCCAGCUUCAAACACCUGCUUGCCAACAUGAGCACCGACAGUGUCGCUAUCGUUUCUGCUGCCCGGACGCCGAUUGGGUCCUUGAACGGUGCUUUAUCUACGGUGCCUCUACAUGACCUGUGUUCAGCAGUGAUCAAGGACGUCCUUAAGCGGGCUGGGGUGAAACCAGAUGAGGUUUCUGAGGUUAUCAUGGGACAUGUCCUAACAGCAGGUCAUGGGCAGAAUCCAACACGUAAAGCCAGUGUUGGAGCAGGUAUCCCCUACCCUGUCCCGGCCUGGAGCUGCCAGAUGGUGUGUGGCUCUGGGCUAAAGGCUGUGUGCCUGGGAGCUCAGUCCAUCCUGACUGGAGAGUCCACUGUGGUGGUGGCAGGAGGCAUGGAGAGUAUGAGCAGGGCUCCUCAUACAGUGCAUAUGAGAGCAGGAGUGAAGAUGGGCGAUGCCUCCCUGCAGGACUCCAUGGUGGCAGACGGCCUGACGGACAUCUUCCACUGCUACCACAUGGGAAUCACAGCUGAGAAUGUUGCAAAGCAGUGGGGUGUCAGUCGGGAGGAACAGGACAGGUUUGCUGUCCAGUCUCAGAGCAGAACAGAAGCUGCACAGAAGGCGAGGUACUUUGAUCAGGAGAUUGUCCCCAUCAUGGUGCCAUCCAGAAAAGGUCCAGUGGAGGUGAAGGUUGAUGAGUUUCCUCGGCAUGGUAGCAACAUGGACAGCAUGUCAAAACUCAAACCCUGCUUCGUCAAGGACAGCAGCGGCACUGUCACCGCAGGAAAUGCUUCAGGUAUAAAUGAUGGAGCAGCAGCAACUGUGCUGAUGAGCCAAUCAGAGGCUGCACGGCGUGGCAUAAAACCAAUGGCCAGAAUUGUAUCCUGGGCUCAAGCUGGUCUCGACCCUUCUAUCAUGGGAACGGGACCAAUACCAGCCAUUAGGAAAGCGGUUGAGAAAGCGGGCUGGCAGCUGGACCAGGUCGACUUAUUUGAGAUCAAUGAAGCAUUUGCUGCACAGUCAGUUGCUGUGGUCAAAGAGCUUGGCCUGAAUGAAGAAAAGGUGAAUGUGAGCGGUGGUGCCAUUUCUCUGGGCCAUCCUAUUGGCAUGUCUGGCUGCAGAGUGCUGGUGACCUUGCUGCAUGCUCUCCAGAGGACCGGAGGCCGUAAGGGAAUUGCAUCUCUCUGCAUUGGUGGAGGAAUGGGUAUCGCCAUGUGUGUUGAAAGAGUCUGAGACAAGUACCUCUGUGCUGUUUAAUAUAUUGCACUUGAUCUCAUCUUUUUUUUUUUUUUUUUUUAAUGGAUACUGAAAAUCAUUGUUUACACAACAGGGUUAAUACGCAAAAGAAAGUUUACUUAUCUUCUUUACAUCACAAUACUUGAGGCAAAACUGAGCGUGUGCUUUAAUUCUCACUGUGAUCUUCAUUUUAAACUCAACUGUCCUCAGGUUUUAGCUUUUGAAUUUUGUGAAUUAAUGAUAUAAGUCUUGUCAGUACAAAUAUGUAAAUCUAGCAUAUACUGAUGGCUAAUGUGUAAUACCAGUAGCAGCUUAAAUAUAACAAUGCUGGUAAUAUGACACUGAGCCCAUAUUACAUUCAAUAGUUGUCAAGCAGACAACUAAUAAUGUUCCAUUUAAAAACCAGCUGCUAUCAGUUACUUAUACAGCCAAAUAAGGUUUAACACUAACUCUGUAAAAGAUAGUUUUUAGUACCAAGUAUGGACAAGCAUGUUACUGUCUAUGAAGAAUUUAAUUUAUUCCUAAUCUUAUAGGAUUUUAAAUACGCUUGCUCUAAAAACCUGAACAUUCCAGUAUCUUCCCAUGUGGAAUAAAGGGACCUUCUCAAAUUGUGUAGGCAGUAGCCUUCAAACAGAUAAGUGCCAUAAGUAUGCUUGCCUUCUCUAACCUCGUGCUUCCUGUACAUGGGCAUGUCUGCAGAUAUUUUUCCUGUAAUCUGAGAAAUUAAAGAUUUAUAAACUUGAA
Messenger RNA from Oreochromis aureus, 2041 nucleotides. It is a transcript of the gene acat2, whose product is annotated as acetyl-CoA acetyltransferase 2. Gene Ontology annotation, molecular function: acetyl-CoA C-acetyltransferase activity. Lineage: Eukaryota; Metazoa; Chordata; Actinopteri; Cichliformes; Cichlidae. Gene Ontology annotation, biological process: fatty acid beta-oxidation. The transcript is spliced from 9 exons. The record is from RefSeq and is a predicted model, not a curated record. Bases 107 to 1294 code for a protein of 395 amino acids.